Molecule: messenger RNA, 1701 nt
Organism: Ectocarpus siliculosus
Lineage: Eukaryota; Phaeophyceae; Ectocarpales; Ectocarpaceae
Source: the annotation of a GenBank genome assembly
AUGCCUGCUGCUUCUGAUGUUGAAAAUGCUGGCGACUACUUCGAGGUGAAGCAAGGGUCCUCUGAGUUGAGGAAGCUGGCUUUCACGGUCGAAGAUGCGAGCUACAGCUGUCCGGAUGGCCCUUCGUCGAGCCUUGGGGAGACGGGCAGAACGAGCUGUUGGAAAGGGGGCGCAGGGGAAAACGGCUGGGUGCUUCUGAGGCUGCAUGAAAAGGCGUUGCUAUCGUUUUUGAGGGUCCGCAACCGAUCCUCUUCGGAGAUCUCCAUAUCGAUCUCCGUCCGGGGGAAACGACGGAGAGACUUCGUUGAGGUGAAGCGAGGGGUGGGACUGGCGCACGGCACCCGUACGGACGUGAAGGUCGGGCACCUUCCCUGCGUCUACGUUCGGGUCGAGUGCCGCCGAAGGAAGACGGGUUCCGGCGGCGUAUCCUUAUACGAGCUUGUACCGGUGGGAAUCCCAGCCAGGUGCGUGGGGCUUUUCAUGGGACCGUGCAUGGAAGACCUGACGUACAAGAGCACGGAACGCCUCUUGUUCGGCCCAUCGCUGAGGACGAGCCACGCCCCGGUCUGCCACCGCGCCGCGCUAGAGCGACUGAUACUGCCGCCGUCCUUCCUCCGGCCCGCGGGGGGCGCCGUGAAUCCCUACGACCCCGACCCCGUCCGAAAGGGCCCCGCCAGCACCGGCGCCGGCGUUGCGCACGCACUGUUGCAUACUCACCGGUUGCUGUCGCCGACACCGUCGCCGCGGUUAGCGCCAGGAGGGGAAGGACUCCGUGGUCCUCAUUUCCCGCCUUUUCCGGAUGCCGCGACAGCCGCCGCCGCCGCUGCCGGUGCUACUUCUGGGGUACAUUUUUUUCGCGGCGAGAGAAAAGACGAGCUGCCGAUUGAUGUCGGGCGGAGGCAAGGCCGUGGGGCUGUGGUCUCGUUUGAGCAGGAUUACUCUCCUGCUUCGCACCCGUAUCCCCCCCGCGGGGAAGAAGACAGCGGCGGCGGCGGCGGCAGCAGUAGCGCCGGAGUCGGCCGGAGAGUUGGCGUACCCCUCCCCUACCAGGGGAUGACAGCACGGGCCUCCCAUCAUCCCUUUCGACACCUUACCCAUGGCCCGGUUGCCAACGCUGCCGGUGUUGCUGGCACUCCUGCUGAUCGCAACGCUGAUCCCGGGAGGGAAAAUGCAACUGAAGGGCGAUUGGCCGCUCCUCGGCUAGAGCAGCAGCCCAUGCCCCGACAUUCGUACAGCAGUAGCGGUAACGGGGGAGGUCAUUUCUUUGGGGCGAGGACGGGCGCCGGUGAUCGACGACCAUCGGGUGGUUCCGUCGCAUCCGCGCGUCCUUUUCCGGUGCAUCGGUGGGGCGUCGAAGGAAGGGACGAAGGCGGAGCGGGUGUAGAUAGUAGUGGCAAUCUCGACGGCUUGAGAAGACAAAAGAGCAUCGGGAAUGAAGAGAGGCGGAAAGAUAGCUUUGGUCCUGGUUUUGGCUACGACGAAGCGAGGACGGGAGGGAGGAACAGCAGUCCCUACCCUCUCGGCAGUCAUUCGGAGGAGGAGGAGGAGGAGGAGGAGGAGGAGGAGGAGGGAGACAGCUUGUCAGACUACGCAGGGUAUUUAAGGGGGAACCACAGCAGGGACAAUGCUCGGGUUUCUUCGGGUGGUAGCGAACGGGGUGGUGUCCAGAGUGGACCGCAUCGCCAUGCAGCCGUGGCUUAG